GGAAGCAGAACAAGACAUCUAUGAAUUGGACGGAUUCUCUCUCUCUUCUCUUUACUUUAAUCCAACAAUAAUAAAUAUUAUUAAAAAAAAACGUUGAACCGAUACCAUCAUCAUUCAUCAUCAUCACCCGCAUCAUCAGAAUUCCAAGGGUUUUCAGGUUUUAUAUAUUGUUAAGCUGAAAGUUUAUUGAGGGUAUUAUGGUGUAUGUGGAGUACAGCCACAUUUUGUGUAGAAGAUGAGAAGGGAAGCACAAGAGGAAUGCCGAGCUUCAAUUCGCAAUUACCAAAUUCCAAUGCAUGCUAUAGAGAGGGAAUCACAGUUGAUUCUUUUCGUGUGUCUGACUUUGAUCAAUCAGUUGGAUAUUGCGUAGAGGAUGCUGUUGACUUGAGUGGAAUUUUUAUCUCUCUGAAAGAAAGUAGCCAAACAAUUUCACGUGGUCCUGUUCGCUUUGGUACCUUUGAUAAGUUGCCAAUUUCACAUGAUAAAAGCCCAUUGACGAACCAAACAGUGCAACAGAGUUUGCAAUUACAGAAGAUUCAAUUGUCAAAUCUGGUCAGUGGUGAUACUGAAGAACAUCACGAAGAGUCUGCCAUGGCUGAUGCCAGUCCUAGAACUGAUAUUUCUACAGAUGUUGAUACUGAUGAUAAGAAUCCUCGGUUUGAUAGAAGUCAAUCCCUUGCUAUCGUGGUGUCUGACUCCAGUGACAGAUCAAAAGAUAAAACAGAUCAGAAGACUCUCCGCAGGCUUGCUCAGAAUCGUGAGGCUGCAAGAAAAAGUCGGUUGAGAAAGAAAGCUUAUGUUCAACAGCUGGAAAGUAGCCGUUUGAAAUUAACCCAACUGGAGCAAGAGCUUCAGCGAGCCAGGCAGCAGGGAAUCUUUAUAUCAAGCUCAGGUGAUCAAGCACAUUCAAUGAGUGGAAAUGGGGCCAUAGCAUUUGAUGUAGAAUAUGCAAGGUGGUUGGAAGAGCAGAAUCGACAAAUUAAUGAGCUAAGAGCAGCUGUAAAUUCUCAUGCCAGUGAUACUGAACUUCGCAUGAUUAUUGAUGGUAUAUUGGCACAUUAUGAUGAGAUAUUUAAGCUGAAGGGCAUUGCAGCUAAGGCUGAUGUCUUCCAUUUGUUGUCUGGCAUGUGGAAAACACCAGCUGAAAGGUGUUUUCUGUGGCUUGGAGGUUUUCGGUCGUCUGAACUCCUCAAGCUCUUGGUAAGUCAGUUGGAACCUCUAACAGAGCAGCAGCUAGUGGGUAUUACCAACUUGCAGCAAUCUUCCCAACAGGCAGAAGAUGCAUUGUCUCAGGGGAUGGAAGCAUUGCAACAGUCCCUUUCUGAGACAUUGUGCACUGGAUCACUUGGCUCCUCUGGUUCAUCAGGGAAUGUGGCAAAUUACAUGGGUCAAAUGGCUAUGGCCAUGGGCAAACUAGGGACACUUGAGGGGUUCAUUCGUCAGGCUGACAAUUUGCGCCAGCAGACACUGCAACAAAUUCACCGAAUAUUGACUACUCGGCAAUCAGCUCGUGCACUCCUUGCAAUACACGACUACUUUUCUAGGCUGCGUGCCCUAAGCACCCUUUGGCUUGCCCGCCCAAGAGAUUGAUGGGUGGGAAAUUACUAAAUAGUGUAAAAUUAAUUUUCAUCGAUCUGGCACCACAAAUACUUUGCCAUCAUAGGUUUUACUCCUACAGUUUUACUCUGUUGGUAGUUUUCUGAUAUUAGUGUUUCAUUAAGUUAUAAUCUAGAAACUGAAUUAGUGACAAGGUUAUGUAUUUUGUUUAUUAGCAAUAAUAUUAUUGUCCAUUGUCAUAGCAGUUG
Messenger RNA from Abrus precatorius (Indian licorice), 1805 nucleotides. Its product is annotated as transcription factor TGA2.2-like. The coding region runs from base 205 to 1590 and encodes 461 amino acids. Gene Ontology annotation, biological process: regulation of DNA-templated transcription; DNA-templated transcription. The record is from RefSeq and is a predicted model, not a curated record. Lineage: Eukaryota; Viridiplantae; Streptophyta; Magnoliopsida; Fabales; Fabaceae. The transcript has 12 exons. Gene Ontology annotation, molecular function: sequence-specific DNA binding; DNA-binding transcription factor activity.